This is a messenger RNA of Thunnus maccoyii (southern bluefin tuna), 1498 nucleotides long. RefSeq names its product MAPK regulated corepressor interacting protein 2 (gene mcrip2). The coding region runs from base 635 to 1075 and encodes 146 amino acids. The record is from RefSeq and is a predicted model, not a curated record. NCBI's taxonomy places the organism in Eukaryota, Metazoa, Chordata, Actinopteri, Scombriformes, Scombridae. The transcript is spliced from 5 exons.
CACAUUAUUUUGAAAAUUCUGACCGGAUGCCGCUCAGUUAGUUCCGGCUUGCUUGACGCUGGACCAGCAUGACCGCUUUCUGUCCUGAUGGAAACACAGUGUGCAGUGUCCUUGUAUUCUGUCAGAGAGCAGCGCAGUUGCAGUCAGUACCGGAGCAUCAGCGGGAGCAUACAGGCCAGAGUGUCCGCCUGGAGUAUCACUGUCCUCGGCCUUCAGGAACCACAGUGUCCCCCCCCCUCCUCCCUCCUCUGACUGACUGACUGACUGACCCCCGGCGUAAGGAGCCGCUUUCUCCUUGGAUGACCUACACACCACCUCUGGCAAGAGCAGCGGACGGCGCUAAAGUGAACACCUGCUGGUUGAGAGGAGCAGCAGGGUGUGUAUUAAUACACAGCGGGCAACAAGUCAAAGCGAGGCUCCUGCAGGCUUCAGGCCGACUCUGGAGCAGCUGACUUGAGCAACAAAAUAAACCACGUUGCGGUUCCCCCUCCACCCCCCAUUGUGGCUGUGUGAGGAGGAGCGGGCAGAGGACGGGAAGUUGCAGAGUUGACAGCCAAUGUUUCACCUGAUAAUAAACAAGACAGGUUUUUAAGCAUAGACACUACUUGAAUUUCUUCAGGUUACUGGCGCCCACAUGAUGUACACAAUCACCAGAGGUCCCAGCAAACUUGUUACACAACGGAGGACAGGUCCCACACAACAGAUCGAGAGCAAAUUCAGCGACUUGAAGCUCAAGCCGACAUCUUGGCUCACAUCUAACUCUCCACCCCCAAAGAUUGUGUUCAACCGUCUCAACGGGAAGCGCUACCACAACACUUCCACACAGAAGCCCGACAGCCCAGCAGAGGGAUUCACUCCUGCACAUGAGGAGAACGUCAGAUUUGUGUUUGAAGCAUGGCAGGAGGUGGAGCAGAAGCUGGGGAACGCGGACGUCGGGGAAUCAUCGACUGGCAGGCAGGGGCCCGUUCAGUACACUGAGAAGACCCCCAGUGCUGCGAUGAAGAACUUUGUGCCCAUAGACCUGGAGGAGUGGUGGGCUCAGCGCUUCCUCGCCAACAUUGCCAACCUGUCAUGACUGUGCGAGGCUUUGAGCCGGGACAGGAAGCCCCGUGUCGAUGCUCCACCAGUGAAGGCAUCACAGGGGUAGAGAGGAGCUGAGCCAGUCUCCAGGAUCUGCGGUGCGAAGGGUCGUACAUAAUUUGGAAUCUGAUUUGAUGCCCCGUGCUUCACGCUGCUGUAGAGAAAACUGGGUGCACAAUGCAAACCCGCCCCGAUGCAACAGCAACCUGACUGUGAACUCUUGACAGUGCUGACCUGAUGUGCUGCUGCGAAGGACCCGUCAGUCUCUACUUAAACGACGUAUCGGAUAGAAGUUGUGAGAUUUUUCUUGUUUAAGAACCUGCCUCCUUUCUCAAGUGUGCUCAGCUCAGCUGUAUGUACUCAUUGUCUCAUCUUUGGAUAUAAAUCUAUUGACGAGCAAAAAAGUAAAAUGUUUUUC